CUUGUAUUUCAGCAUGGCACGUCUCCUUCUUUCUCAUUGCAAAACUUCACGAACACUGCAAUUAUGGCGCCGGAGGUCACACACUUUCGUGACCUGCACUUUGUUGCAGAGUCGUUUGAUCCCGCCACCAGAGCCUUCUUGGACACUACGUUUGCACUCAUCGACAAGGACGACGAAGUCUACUUCGGCCAGCUGCCUAUCCGCAAACUUAAGAUCUCUUUGGAAGAGUAUUCGGCCGCGCUCGUGCGGGUCCCAGACGCAGAAAUAUACCCUAAGCUGCCCGACAGUGGUGAAGAACUUUUCAUUUUCCGAGACGAGCAACCGCUGGCGAGCAACCUCUACCUCAAGCGACCGAGGCUGGUCGAAUACGAGGAAUACAAGGAGCAGGACUGCGUCGAAAUCAUCCCUGGUCUACUGUAUGAGGAAACUCGGAACCUGGAAGCGAUUUCUCGACACCCUCAUCCUGGCAUCAUCGGCUACCACGGAUGUCGCGUGAGGAGAGGCUUCAUCACUGGGCUGGUGCUCGACCGUCACCCUACCGACCUCAAGCAUCGCGUCAGAGAGGAAGGCAAACCGCCUCUCGAUAGAGUGGCCUUCAUGGGUGCCUUGGAGUCAGCCCUCGCUCAUCUGCACAACCUCGGCCUCGCCCACAACGAUCUCAACCCUGCAAAUAUAUUGAUCAGCGAAACGGGCAUGCCGAUUCUCAUCGACUUUGACUCAUGCCGUCCCGUCGGACAAAAGCUGCUUCAUAGCCGUGGCACACCAGGCUGGACCGACGAAUCGGACAGUUGGGACACGUCAGAGAUUCGACACGAUACGUUUGCUAUUGGAAAGAUCCGGGAAUGGUUAGACGAGCAGCUGAAGGUAGUCGACCCCACGCUGUAAGCAACCUGCAC
Molecule: messenger RNA, 896 nt
Organism: Colletotrichum destructivum
Lineage: Eukaryota; Fungi; Ascomycota; Sordariomycetes; Glomerellales; Glomerellaceae
Product: Putative protein kinase
Exons: 1
Coding region: 64-885 (273 amino acids)
Biological process (GO): mitotic DNA damage checkpoint signaling; protein phosphorylation
Cellular component (GO): nucleus
Molecular function (GO): ATP binding; protein serine/threonine kinase activity
Source: RefSeq, a predicted model, not a curated record